AUGGUGAAUGUUGAGGAUAUCGGAGUGGCUUCAGAGAAUUGCCUCCAUGCCAACGACGUUUGGAAGCUCGACAACCUACUCAAAGACUGUAUCGCUGCUGUUAUUGUCUUUGCCUAUGAGGUCUCUGAUAUCAUCACCCCAAAUUACAGGCUGAUGCUACCACUUCAUCCCCCGAGCCUUGAGAAACUAUGUCUCGACCAGGUCCUGAGAGCAACUAUCACAACCGCCAAUGUUGACAUUAAGGGGACCACGCCGUUGUCUUUAGCCCCCAGAGGAACGCAGCGUGACCGUGAUGAUAAUGUUGGGGACCUCAAUCUUCCUGCUAUUGACGGCUUGUGUAUAUCGGUAAUCGAUGUCGCAGUCCAUCACACCUACGGACAAGAUCUCUCCGCGCAUUUGAUAUUUGCUGAUGGGGCUGUUCAUCAGUUCGAUGAGACCGAGAUCCUCUGA
Messenger RNA from Aspergillus tubingensis, 450 nucleotides. RefSeq lists its product as uncharacterized. The record is from RefSeq and is a predicted model, not a curated record. Lineage: Eukaryota; Fungi; Ascomycota; Eurotiomycetes; Eurotiales; Aspergillaceae. The transcript has 2 exons. The coding region runs from base 1 to 450 and encodes 149 amino acids.